Salvia miltiorrhiza (redroot sage) is the source of this 2635-nucleotide messenger RNA. RefSeq lists its product as uncharacterized. NCBI's taxonomy places the organism in Eukaryota, Viridiplantae, Streptophyta, Magnoliopsida, Lamiales, Lamiaceae. The transcript has 7 exons. The record is from RefSeq and is a predicted model, not a curated record. The coding region runs from base 1410 to 2495 and encodes 361 amino acids.
ACUAAUGAAAAUUUGCAACUAGUGUAUUCUCUCUCCCUUUCCCCCUUCUCCUAUACAUCAAUACGCACUCGCUUGAGACCAACAUAUGUCAUCAUGCACUUCAAGUCAAAUGGGGCUCUUGACUAUGAGAUUAUUCUAUCCUGGUGCGUCGCUUCCUUUUGUGUCAAAGGGUUAUGCACUCUUGUCUUCCCAAUUUUGGUAAGCUUAAGAGGUUUGGGAUUGUUGGUCUGAAUGGUUGUGUUGUUUGUUUAGAUGAUGCUAAAUCCUUGGAUCAUAAUCUGUGUUCUUGUGAGGUUAUUCGGAAGGCCUGGAAAGUUUUCUCAAUGGGUUUGACUUCUGAGCUUAUUAAUUGUGUGAGCAUUCACGAGUUUCUUAUUCAAACAAUGAAUAAAUCAUUAGUCCUCAUAUUUCUUUUUUGUGGAAGCUCAGGGUUGUUAUUUUUCUUUGGGCGAUUUAGACAUGUCGAAAUAAUCAUAUUUUUCAUGGUAUUAACUCCACACAUCAUCGUGCACUUGCUUUUACCAAAAUUGCUUUUCGCGAUACUAAAAAUUGUGCAUUCAAUUCUAAUUUCAUACAUAAUUUGUGGUGAUUAUGUAAUUUUUAGACAUCUCCAAGUCAACCCAAGAUUGCCCCUCCAUCUUAUUAUAUAUCCCUCUCAGUUAGUGGCCUCCACCUACUGCAUGGACUAAUCACUACAAGAAAAGAAGGGUAUAACGACCAAUUUUAACGACCGAAACAAUCGGUCUUUAAAAAAGCGGGCUUAACGACCGAAUUUUUAAUGUCAACGACCGAUUUUAAUUUUGUUUUUUUUUUAUUUAUUUUUGCAAAAUAACGACCGAAAUAAUCGGUCGUAAAUUGGUGCCUUGGAUUCAACGACCGAAAUUCGGUCGUAGACAUUUUAUAAAUAUUUUUAAAUUAUUUUCAACGACCGAUUUUCGGUCGUUGGUAACCUGAAUUUAAAAAAAUAAUAAUAAAGAUGUCAACGACCGAAUUUCGGUCGUUAAUAUUAAAAUCGGUCGUUGCUGAACGGAUUUACUUAGGGUUUGCUUUUCCUUUCCCCAAUUUUUCCUUAGCCGAUUUUUUUUACGAUUUCCGCCUCCCUCCCCACCGAUUUCCCCGUCGACGUCGAUUCUCGCCGUCCGACGACCCCGGCCGCCGCCUGCUUUCCUCCCCGACGAACGGCCACCUCCACCGACCCCGACGCCGUGCCCGCUGCUGUCCGGCCGGUGCGCCCCUGCCGCUGCCGCUGAUUUUCGCCCGUCGCCGGAAUCGCGUCGCCCUCGCCGCUGCCGCUGCUUUUCGCCCUCGCCGCCGUAGCCACUGCCCUCGCCGGACCGCCCCACUGCCUCGCCGGAAACCUCUCUCUGUCGCCGGACCGUCCUUUCCCUUACCGGAAUCCUCUAUUUUCGAUGUCUACUUCUGGCCGAUCCGGAUCUACGCAUUCGACCGACGAUGCGGAUGUGUCCGUGACGCUGCCCACGGGGGCUAUACCGACUGGUGUUGCUAAGGAUGGGCGCAUAUGGGUGCAUCUUCAUGGCAGUGUUUUGAGGCCGAGUGGACCUAUUCGGGCUAGGGCUACUGAUAGCUUCCAAGGUAUGCCAGAUGCAAGUGGCACGAAUUGGAAGAAUUUGACUGAGGAGAUGAAGGACUUGUACUUCGACGAAUUUGUGAAAGCAUUUUGUUGGCAACAAGAUAAAUAUACCAGACACCAAAUUAAGAAGGCGUGGAUCUCAGAGGCUCGAGUAGCAUAUAACGAUUACAUUUCUGCAUGCAAGAAAACCCUCCUACUACACAAGAAGAAGAUUGAAUCUCUCAAUCCUAUUGUUGAGGCUGCUUGGAGGGCUUAUUGGGCAUUGCCUGAAACUCAGGCAAGGUCUGCACAGGCGUCUAAGAAUCGCCGUUCUGAGCCUUGCGGUGUUGGUACAGGGAUGGCUAUUCAUCAUGGCGGGUCGCGUAGCGCUCUGGAUCAUGCUGAGCAUCUGGCUCGGGAGAGCAAUAUCCCUUUUGACGCGGCGUCUUGGGCUACCUUUCGACGUAUCCAUUUUAAGAAUGGACAGUAUACCGCCGGACGACCUGCGCAGCACGGGUUGGAGGUCGAGAGGCGAGUGGCAGAGCUGCGUGAGAUACAGGGAGAGGUCACACCCGCCGACGUGGAUCGCAUCUUCCGAGAGGUAGUCACUCCUGAUCCGAAGGGGCGCAUCAUGGGAUUAGGUAUGAUGAUGUCGAAGGCGCUUACUUCAGGCGACGGCGAGUCGAGCACCUCCACCAGCACCUCACACUUCGAUGCUCCUUCAAAGGCUGAGUUUACCACUUUGAGGGAGGAUCUUGACACCACAGCGAGUGCUCUGACCAGAGCAGUGCAGGAGAUAGAGGCCAGGAGACAGAGAGAGGAGGAGCAGGCUAGGACUAUACAGGAGAUGCAGUCCCAGAUCGCGUUGCUCAUGCGAGGAUUUCGACCAUCCACCCCUUCUGAUGAGACUCACCCAGACCUUUGAUUAUGCUGACUAUGUUUUGAUGUACUUUUUUAUGCUUUGAAUACUGAAUUUCUGUUUUUGUUGAUAUUUUCUAGGAUUUUCUACUUUGUUAUGGGAUGAUUAUUUGUUUUUAGUAUUUUCAUGAUUUGGGACUACGAUUA